Humulus lupulus (European hop) is the source of this 1031-nucleotide messenger RNA. RefSeq names its product cellulose synthase-like protein G2. Gene Ontology annotation, molecular function: cellulose synthase (UDP-forming) activity; mannan synthase activity. Gene Ontology annotation, cellular component: plasma membrane; trans-Golgi network. The coding region runs from base 8 to 811 and encodes 267 amino acids. The transcript has 4 exons. Gene Ontology annotation, biological process: plant-type primary cell wall biogenesis; cellulose biosynthetic process. The record is from RefSeq and is a predicted model, not a curated record. Lineage: Eukaryota; Viridiplantae; Streptophyta; Magnoliopsida; Rosales; Cannabaceae.
UGACAACAUGAUCUAUAGCAUAUAUAUAUGGCAAGGUAUGGAUGGACUGGAUGGACCUGUAUUGUCUGGUAAAGGCUUUUUCCUGAAAAGGGUGUCCUUAUAUGGCAGAUAUGUGGAAGAAGGUGCUGAUCCAAUGGAACUGAAAAAGUAUUUUGGGCCACCCAAUGAGUUCAUGAAAUCUCUUUUUAAUCACAAGAAGCCUAAUGUAGCAAAUAUUAGAGACUCUUCUAAUGCAUUGUUACAAGAGGCCAAAUUUUUGGCUUCUUGCACCUAUGGAAGUGAAACAAAAUGGGGUCAAGAUGUUGGUUUUCUGCAUUAUUCAGUAGCAGAAGAUUACUUGACCGGCUUCACCAUACAAUCCAAAGCCUGGACUUCAGUCUAUCUGAGCUCAUCAACGCCGCAGUUUUUGGGCUCUGGUGUCACAAAUUUGAAUGAUCUGUUGACUCAAGGAAUAAGAUGGAGUUCAGGGUUGGUCGAAGUCGGUAUCUCAAAGUUUUGCCCUUUUGUUUAUGGUCCCUCCAAAAUGUCCUUUCUUGAGAAAAUGAGCUAUGGAUAUCUCUCAUUUUUUCCCCUCUACUUCUUACCUUUGUGGUGUUUCGCUACUGUUCCUCAACUAUGCUUGCUUAGUGGUAUUCCUAUGUAUCCUGAGGUUUCAAACUCAUUUUUCAUUGUAUUUCUGUUCAUCUUUGCCUCCUCACUUGUUCAACAUUCUUUUGAGGUCUUCAUCACUGGUGGCUCACCUCGCUCAGUGAUAAAUGAGCUAAGGUUAUGGAUGAUAAAAUCAAUCACAUCUCAUCUCUAUGGGAGCUGAGGAUUGGUAUGAGGGAAGCCAGUUUCUUGCUCACCAACAAAGUUGAUGAUGACGAAACAGUUGAACUAUACCGAAAUGGAAAAUUCGAUUUCAGAACACCAGCUAUGUUUCUUGUUCCGCUGGUUGUUCUAGUUAUCCUGAACGUGGUUUCUCUUCUUGUGGGAAUCACUAGAGCUAUCCUUGUUGGAAAUUUGGACAAGAUGUUUCUACAAGUUUUCUU